AUGAAAGCAUUUGUACGAUUAACUACCGGAGAUAUUGUUUGCGAAACUGUGGACCCAGACGCAGUGGUUGUUGACACAUUGAAAAGCAUUCUGGGUGACCGGCUGGGUCCGCUUCCCGAACGGAUCGAAUUUGUCAUCGGGAGCCGCAAAGUAAAGAAAGAUGAUCAAUUCCGGAAAUACAGUGAUUCAAUUGUCCCCAUUUUCGAGGCAACUCACGCUUGGCGGGGCGUGGUUUGUCCUGAAAAGAUGAAAGCCAAAGACUCGGAACCUUGA
Messenger RNA from Echinostoma caproni, 273 nucleotides. The record is from the annotation of a GenBank genome assembly. NCBI's taxonomy places the organism in Eukaryota, Metazoa, Platyhelminthes, Trematoda, Plagiorchiida, Echinostomatidae.